Molecule: messenger RNA, 2691 nt
Organism: Cercopithifilaria johnstoni
Lineage: Eukaryota; Metazoa; Nematoda; Chromadorea; Rhabditida; Onchocercidae
Source: the annotation of a GenBank genome assembly
AUGACAACUUCGGUACUAGACGAUGAAAAUUUUCAUGUCAAAGAGCUUAAUAGACUAUUUCUAAGUUGUACCAAAAAUGGCGACACGCACUUGGAUGCAUCUGGUGUGCAGGAUUUGUGCAUUAAACUCAAUCUUUCUUCCUUUGUUGGUGUCAUACUUGAACGAAUACUCAGUGGUUGUACAGCUGUCGACUUUACGAUUUUCAAAGAGCGCUUUAUGCACUUGCUGCCAGAUAUUAUCAGUGUUACCACAGUAGAAGAAAAUCUUGAAAGUAGUGCAGAAAAAAAUUUGUCGGAGCUUGGAAUUGAACCGCAUGGCUUUUUAACUCGAUACGAGACUCGUAUUUUAUGUGAACAUACACCAGAAUUAAACAGUCUUGGAGUAGUCCAGAUCAAUAAACUUUUUGAUCAGGCGGAUAGCAGUCACGCAGAACGCAUUACAUUGUCACAGUUUCUUGCCCAGUAUCAUAUGCAGAAGGAGUUAAGCGAAGAAGUGAAUUUUAUUACAGAACCUUUAGUACCUUCAGUGAAUUUGUUCGAGGCAUUGGAUCCUUCUAACACUGGAACUGUUCGAUGUCAAGAAUUGUUGGAACAUUGGCAAGCGUCCGGUAUUAGCUUGGAGCAGGGUUUAUAUGUUUUGAAGCUUUCCGGUCAACCACUUGAAGGAACAAUCAAUACUAUUUCACUCAGUGAUAGUUUAGGGCGACAGUUAGGUAAUUUAGCGGCCUCACCAACUGCCUCCACAAUAAUUCGAGUUGCCUUGCUCUCGCUUCAUGCUUUUAUUGAUCAUAUAAGGUUUUCUCUAAAGGAGGCUGAAUUGCGUGCAGAGCAUUUUUACAAGCAAUUUCAACAGGCGAACCAAAGGCAUGUUCUUCUAAUUGAAGAACUGGAGCAAAAUCAGCUCUCCAUUGAGCAGGCAUAUGAGCAGCGGUUUAGGAGUUUUGAUGAACGCUAUCGGACAAAGAUAAGUCAAAUAGAAGAACGAUUUUCCCAAGAAAAAAAGGAUUUGUUAAUUGAAUUAGAAAAGGCAGAAGAAGAGCUUGCUCGAUUUCGGAAAAAUGAAUCAUCAUAUCGUACUCGUUUGCAAUUGCUUGAACGGCAGUGCACACGAAUUACAGAAGAAGCGAGGGCAUUAUCUGAAACGAUGCAACAGUUAGAGCAAAUGAACCGACACUUGCGCAGCGAACUGAAUAAAGCGUUACAACUACGGCCAAUGGAAGAAAUUCAGCCAAUGAUGAUACUAAGACAUCGCAGAUUGCGAAAACAAGAAGAGGAAUUACUAAGUAAUGGAAAAAAGCGCAAUAGUCGUUUGAAUAUGGUUGAGCCACUUUAUUUUCACCGGACUGGCAAGUUUAGGUUGGAAAUAUUGGCUUUAAAAAGUCGCAGGGAAGGUAGACCAUUUGAUACACUCUCAGAGAUGGAAAGUGAACCAGAGUCCAUCUUUGUAAGAUCCAGAAGACGCCGCAUGUUGAAAGUCAAGGAACGGAAACGUCGGCAUGACCGAAUUGCUAAGGUUAUGGAAAAUUCCUCUUCAAUUGUUAGUAGUAAUUUAGAUGAAUGGAUAGCGAAUGCAAGGAAAGAUAAUGAAAAGGCAUCAGAUGUUGGAUUGAGUAAAAAGCUCAAGCAAACUUUGCUAGAUCGUUCGCAAGACAAUGUGGUGGAACAAAUCAAAGAACAACAUCGAAAAGAGAUUGUGGCUUUAAAGCAGUCGGCUAAGACUCUUGUAGAUGCUUUAACUGAUCAACAACGAAAAAUUACACAAAGUUUCGAGAAGGAACGGCGUCAGUUUCAAAUAAAAUUGGUUACUGAAAGAAACACUUUAGAACGAAAGUUCGCAGAGGAAAAAAUGAAAAUGAUCGAUCAACUGCAGGAAGAAUUUGAAUGCGAACUGAACCGCCUAAAAACGAUCAUAUCUCCGUCAACGUCUGACGAUUCACGAUUAUUCACUCGUGAACUCGGGCAGUGUAACGGCGAAAGCAAUGCUCUUGAAAGUAUGAAAGGCAUUCAAACACAUGGCUCAGUGCAAUCUCUGCCCAACGUUAAACCACCACAAUUCAGUGUCUUGAUGAAAGAGUUCCGGAAAAAUGGUAAUUCAUGUAAUGUAUUUAAUCAGAGUAAUGAUAUUGAUGUGUUGAACAUAGAGAAGAUAUCUUCACCGCCAAAAACAUUUUGCAAGAAUGGUUGCAUGGUGCACGGCAAAUGCUCCCAUUAUGAAAUGAUAAGAACAAAGUUAAAGCAGAUUCAUGCAGCAGUAACAGGUGAUAAUAAUAUCGUCGAGAGCGGCUUUGAGGAUGUUAUCUCUAGUGCUGAUAGCACAGCUGAAGGACAUCCGCAUUUGAAGAACGAAAUCAAAAAACUAAGCAGUCGACUUUGUUCGGCUCGUGAAAAAAUCAUAGAAUUGCGUGCUUACUUUGCAAGGUGCUCUUCUACUUGUGUGGAGAGCUUUGAAAGUUGGAAAAUUAGACAACCAACUGGCGACUGCUUGGGUACUAGAAGUACAUGGAUGGCUCGUGAUAGUAGCAAAAUUUCGAGGAUGGAGCAACUUAAAGCAGAGAAUGUUUUGCUUACUGCGCGAUUAGCAGAAUCAACAGAAUUGGUGAAAAUGUUGGUUCGAGAAUAUAGUGAUCAGUUGAAUAGAACAUCACGCUUAGGGAGAUUUAUCCGUUCUAUCUACUCUAUUGAUGAUGAAUAA